Molecule: messenger RNA, 948 nt
Organism: Aspergillus ochraceoroseus IBT 24754
Lineage: Eukaryota; Fungi; Ascomycota; Eurotiomycetes; Eurotiales; Aspergillaceae
Gene: sho1
Product: osmosensor SHO1
Exons: 4
Coding region: 1-948 (315 amino acids)
Molecular function (GO): protein binding
Source: RefSeq, a predicted model, not a curated record
AUGGUGGAAGACUCUACCCAUUCACCGUCUCUACACAAACCAAAUCCUUACCCCCAACUCUCCCACAACAUGGCCAAAUUUCGAGCAAGCAAUAUCCUUGGCGAUCCAUUCGCCCUUGCGACAACUUCUAUCGCCCUGCUCGCAUGGGUGAUCGCCUUCGUUGCUUCCGUCGUUGGUGAUAUUAAGGGAAAUUACCCCACCUUUCAAUGGUGGGCGAUCGCCUACACAUUCUGCUGUAUCACUGGGUUGAUAGUUGUUUUCGGUACUGACACCGGUCUUGUUUACGGCGUGGCGAUCGUGGGAUAUCUCUCUGCCGCGCUUGUGAUGACUUCAAUUUCUGCAAACACUCUGGUUUAUUCCGACUUGUCCUCUUUCCAGGCUGCAGGUGCAGGCUUCAUUCUCCUGUCCAUGGUUAUUAUUGUCUGGAUGUUUUAUUUUGGCUCUACUCCUCAAGCGACUCACCGCGGAUUCAUCGACUCGUUUGCGCUCAACAAGGAACAACAGGCGUAUGGAAAUAGCCGACCCAUGUCAUCAGCCUUUGGUGCCCGACCGGAGACAACCUCUAGCCGGCCCCAGAUGUAUACAUCCGCUCAACUCAACGGUUUCGAGACCUCGUCGCCCGUUUCGGGAUAUCAUGGCGGUGCCCCUGGCGCGGAGGCCCGCAGCCCGUCGCAGGCCCGCUUUGGUAACUCCGAGAACAACAACAACAACAGCAACAACAACAACAACAACACAGACUCCAACGGGGAGGUCCCCGUGCCCACCGAAUACCCCUACCGCGCAAAGGCCAUCUAUGCUUAUCAAGCCAACCCAGAAGACGCCAACGAGAUUGGGUUCGAGAAGGGUGAAACCCUGGAUGUAUCUGAUGUCAGUGGCAGGUGGUGGCAGGCCAGGAAAGCCAACGGAGAUACCGGCAUUGCUCCUUCCAACUAUUUGAUUUUGCUAUGA